This is a messenger RNA of Leucoraja erinaceus (little skate), 4644 nucleotides long. RefSeq names its product serine/threonine-protein kinase N2-like. The record is from RefSeq and is a predicted model, not a curated record. Gene Ontology annotation, molecular function: ATP binding; protein serine/threonine kinase activity; small GTPase binding. The transcript has 23 exons. Bases 153 to 2996 code for a protein of 947 amino acids. Gene Ontology annotation, biological process: protein phosphorylation; signal transduction. NCBI's taxonomy places the organism in Eukaryota, Metazoa, Chordata, Chondrichthyes, Rajiformes, Rajidae.
ACUCGAGGGGGCGGUUAUAGUGCACGGGGUUUAAAAAUAUAUUUUAAAAAGCCGUUAGACGGUAUGUAAAUAGUAAAGGCUUGGAAGGGGGAAAAAACCAAAUAAAACACGUAAGAAGCAGCAGGAGGAUAACUGACAGUAUCCGAGGCACGAUGGCGGGAGAUAGCCAACAGGUGUCUCAGCUGUUGAUGAGCCAAAGAUUAGACCUGACACAAGGAGCUGACUUCUUAGAUCCCAACAUGCAGCAAAAACUGGAAGGAGUAAAAGGUCUGAUUCGGCGUGAAAUACAAAAGGAACUUAAAAUCAAAGAAGGAACAGAGAACUUGCGCAAGGUAAUGACAAAUAAAAAAAAUCUGGCACAUGUAGAAAACAUUCUAAAGAGCUCGAAUCAAAAACUGGAACGCCUGCAUUGGGAACUUCAGGAGCUGAAUGCACAAAUUGUUGUCAUGGAUAGGGACAAUCUGAGAGAUAGUGAAUUAUCUCCAGACUCCUGUUGCUGGGAGCAGUGUGCAUCACCACUGAACAAUAGAAUCGCAGCUCUAAAGAGACAGCUAAAUAUUGAGUUGAAGGUGAAACAAGGAGCAGAAAACAUGAUCCUAAUGUAUUCAAAUGGAUCAUCAAAGGAUCGUAAAAUGUUAGCAACAGCACAGCAGAUGUUGCAAGACAGCAAGAUAAAGAUUGAUAUAAUUAGAAUGCAGAUCAUCAAAGUAACUCGAACUAAUGGAACACCUGAGGAUGUCAGUGAAGGUCUAGGGACCAUCAGCCCUCUGGAGCUGCGCAUUGAAGAACUGAGACACCACCUCCGUGUUGAGUCUGCAAUAGCAGAUGGUGCAAAAAAUGCAGUGAAAUUUCUGGAUGGAAGGAAGGAUCAAGACAGGAGAGUACUGGCAGAGGCUCAAUCACAAUUGCGGGAGUCAGCCCAGAGAAUGAACCUGCUUCGCAUGUCACUGGAGUGCCGCUUAAAAGAGCUCCCUAAUGAUCAUCCCGUUCAGGAAGUUAUCAACGAAGAGCUGCAAAUGGUGAAUUCACCCUCGGUGGCAUUAACGCAUGUUGGUGCUUCAUAUCUCUCCAUGGCUUUUAUUAAAUCGGCAGCACUCACAGGGAUAUUAGAAGUGAAAUUAAUAAGGUGCCACCAACUUCUUGAAAAUGUUCCAGCUUGUUUUUGGUUGGGAAAUGCUUCCACUAGUCCUGAAACACCUCUGUCAUCUGUCAAGGCACGCACAGGAAUGAAUAUUCAUGGCCGUCAUGCAUUAAGUCGAUAUUUAAAAUCUGAAGAGCCAAGUACUGAAGUGAGUGCUAUUCUGAAAUUGGACAAUCAAAUCGUAGGACAAACACACUGGCGUUCAGUGAAGAAUCAAGCAUGGGAUCAGAUUUUCAGCAUUGAACUCAACAGGAAUCGGGAGUUGCAAAUUGCUGUUUACUGGCGGGAUUGGCGAGAGCUCUGUGCAGUAAAGUUCUUGCGACUUGAAGACUUUCUGGACAAUCCGUGCCAUGCGUUGACUGUGUGUUUGGAGCCACAGGGGAUACUUCAUGCAGAGGUGACCUUCUGUAGUCCUGCCAUUGAUCGAUGCCCAAAGCUACGACGUCAGAAUCGAAUCUUCCCCAAAGAGAAAGGAAGAAACUUUCUUCGAGCAUCACAGAUGAACAUCAAUAUUGCCACUUGGGGCCGUCUAAUGAUGAAUAUGCUGCCUCCUUGUAGCACCACAACAACAAGUCCACCGCAACCUCCAGAUCACAGUUUCGCACGGAACCAUUCCAACACCACGUCACCAGAAUCAAGGGACUUUACACCUGUCAACCUAAACUUCAGCCCAGAGCUUCUUCCCAAGCCAACUCGGAUUUUUAUAAAUUGUGCCUCAGAAGAAAGGAUGCUUUUAUUGGCUGACAAUCAGGAUGUAGUUGAAAAUGACACAGAUAUGAUAACUCAACAGAUUAACCAGUUUCCCGAUGUAUCAAAUAAAGCUUGGUUUACACCCAGCCAACAGAUCUUGCACAUUGAAGAUUUCAACUGUUUGACCGUGCUUGGACAGGGUCAUUUUGGAAAGGUGCUUCUUGCAGAAUGUAAGUUGACAAAAAAAGUGUUUGCUAUGAAAGCUUUGAAGAAAGGAAGGAUAGUGUUUCGAGAUGAAGUAGACAGCCUGAUGUGUGAGAAAAGAAUCUUUGAAACUGUGAGCUCUGCUCGACACCCUUUUCUAGUGAACCUCUUUGCCUGCUUUCAAACUCCAAAUCAUGUUUGCUUUGUGAUGGAGUAUGCACCUGGAGGGGACCUGAUGAACCACAUUCACUCCAAUGUCUUCUCAGAACCCCAAGCUCGGUUUUAUUCGGCCUGUGUAAUUCUUGGCUUGCAGUUUCUACAUGAAGAAAAAAUAGUUUACAGGGAUCUGAAGUUGGACAAUUUAUUGAUGGACGCUGAAGGUUAUGUGAAAAUUGGUGACUUUGGACUUUGUAAAGAGGAAAUGGGUUUUGGUGAUCGCACAGAUACAUUUUGUGGAACUCCUGAAUUUCUGGCUCCAGAACUACUCACGGAUACCUCCUACACUCGAGCGAUUGACUGGUGGGGUCUGGGAGUCCUCAUUUAUGAAAUGCUUGUGGGAGAGUGCCCUUUUCCAGGAGAUGAUGACGAUGAGAUAUUUGACAGCAUUGUUAAUGAUGAGGUACGCUACCCACGAUUCCUAUCAACUGAGGCGAUUUCUAUCAUCAGAAAGCUGCUGAGAAAGAAUCCAAAACAUCGUUUAGGCACCAGUGAUCAGGAUGCAGAGGAAGUGAAAAAAGAAAUGUAUUUUGUGGAAGUUGAUUGGGUGGCCUUAUUUGCUCGAAGAUUAAAGCCACCGUUUGUACCGAAACUAAAUGGCCAAAAUGAUGUCCAGAAUUUUGGUAAAGAAUUUAUAACCCAGAGACCAAUCUUGUCAUUUUCUGACUUGAGGAUACUAACGUCACAGGAACAGGCCAUGUUUGAAGGGUUUGAUUGUCUGACUGACCUGUAUAAAGAUUACUGACUUCAUUAGGGUCUGUGCUGAUGUCAUGCCUCGUAAGAAUGCUGAGUGCUUACUGCUGGGCAAAGUGAGAAAGGGAGGCCUUUGCUGCAAUGAUGUUUGAAACAUCUAGUUACUACCAGAUUUGAAUGUUAACAUUUAGUUUCCAAGAUGAGAUUCCCUGAGCAUUUGUUUCAUUUUGUGAAUGUAAAUUAUUCCUCUUCCGGAAUCAAUAUGUAACCUUUAAUAUAGAAAAUUGUUGAUGUGCAAGAGAUUGGAAAUGAACUACACUAUUGCAAUGGGGGGGAAGGGGCUCCUAUACUGAGAAGAGAACUUUUAUCUUGAAAUUAAUUCUCCACAAUUUUACUUUUAUCUAAGUUGUAGGUUGCUAUUUGCACAAUUCUCACUUUCUGUAUUUAACACGCACUGUCUUGGGCAAGGCAACCUUCCAAAUUUGCCAUCUUAUUUUUCUGAUCAGGAUACUGUAAAUUUUCCUGGAACAGCACAGGUUCUUUCAUUUUUCCCCACCAUGUAUAUGGAGGCAAACUUGAAUGGCAUCAUAGUCUUUUGACAAUAGUAAAAUUAUAGUUGAACAAUUAUGGAGUGUGGGUGGAGGUUAAUUAUGAGCUAAUUUGUUCCACUUCUCUUCCUGCUUCCCCACCAGCUUCCUCAAAUUUGGAAAAUAUUGUUCUAUCUCUUGCCUUCUAUCACUCAGUGAUGCAUUUGUGGAUAUAUUCAAAUAGCCUUUCAAUAUGUGAUAGCUUUAUCUCUCUGUACCUUUCUAGAGCAGAGAGGAUAGCAGGAAAUCUGCGUCCUGGAAACUAAAGAUGAUGUAACUAUCAAAAGCAUAGCCAUGGCCCUUUUGAUUUCUCUUUUUCGAGGGAAUCUAUUUGGCCUGUCACCACAUCUAUAAAAUUAGAACCAGGACAUGACAGGUGAUUGUUGUUCAUGAUAACUUUUAUCACUUUGGUUUGCCAUUAAGUAUGUCCAUGUGUUUCUAGCACUUGUGGGGAAAGCAAGUAUUUUAAAAACUAUUGCACUUUAAAUAUCCAUUGACAUUUUUUUGCUCUGUUGCCAUUAACGAAUGAGUAGAUUAUUAAAUGGUUUAAAAGUGAGUUGUAGAGGGAAACUUUUAUUGUUGCUCAGAGAACUGUGUUGGAGGUGAUGAUAUUGAGCUUCCAUCGUGCAUUCAAUGUUUCCAAAUCUUAAGAUUGGGAGAUUAGUAACUAUCAAGAACAUAAUAGGAAAUCUGAGCAAAUUCAUCCUUCUGUUAAAUACACCCAUUAGCAGAGAGAUGAGAAUGGGCUGCAGUCCUGACCUAGUUGUGUAGUCUGAGGAAUGGCGGUAUAACUACAAGUAUUCGGGUAUUAAAAGCAUAUCAUUCAGAAAUCUUGGGGUAUUGCUUUAUUAUGAAGAAAAACAAAGCUAUUUAUUUUUUUUGUGCAAUGCUAAUUUUGUGCGGACAUAUAAUAUGGAAAUUGUCCAAACUGUUUUUUAAAAAUUAAAGAGCAUUGCUCCUAUUUAUAGAUGUAACUUAUGGUUUGUAUUUGAUAAAUUCAGCAAAAUAAAAUUUUAAUUUCUUUAAUCUAUUGCUACUCUUUGACAGCUUCUUAGCAGGAAAGGUCUAGUUCUGGCAUAGAGCCUGCCCAUAUAACACAAGGCCUGGAAAUUG